Molecule: messenger RNA, 1896 nt
Organism: Trichoplusia ni (cabbage looper)
Lineage: Eukaryota; Metazoa; Arthropoda; Insecta; Lepidoptera; Noctuidae
Product: glucose-dependent insulinotropic receptor-like
Exons: 4
Coding region: 360-1820 (486 amino acids)
Biological process (GO): G protein-coupled adenosine receptor signaling pathway; adenylate cyclase-activating G protein-coupled receptor signaling pathway
Cellular component (GO): membrane
Molecular function (GO): G protein-coupled receptor activity
Source: RefSeq, a predicted model, not a curated record
GAAAUGUUUGUGUCACAAGUCAUAAAUUAAAUUAACAAAAAAAAACUUGAAUAACGACUUGACUUGAAGCAUCGGAAACCAGUUAAUCAAAAUUAAAUAAAAAGUACAUAGACAUUACGAGAAGCUGUCGCUCAUACCUAUACGUGUAAGCAUAUUUACCGAAAUCGCGUGACCGCGGACAUUUCUAAGGAACCUCAAAACAUGUAAAUCAUCUCAUUAUAAUAAUAUACCUACAAAAUACAGAAAACUCAUCCUCUGAUGUCGUAUGUGCCAUCAUUCUUCACCGACCACCGACGGCAUUGACAUGUGCUCGUGAACAACACAUAUUUAUUUUAUUCGUUACCAAAUGCGUCGCGAAAAUGGAAUCGAAUACAACGGACUUUAGAUCGAACGUUACUUUAGACGAAGUGAUAGAUUUCUUUAACUUGAAUAUAUCAAAUGUGAAUCAAAGUGAAGUGACUCAGAUACAUUUGUUCGACUUGUACGAAGCUUAUCGUACGAUUGAGAAGGAACAGUUGAUGGUGUACAAGUCCGUGGCUUACAUCAUUGGAACUCUCAUCAUAUUGAGCAAUUUAACUGUUGUCAUAUCCAGUGGAUUGAUUCUCAGAAAAGGUCAACAACCCAAGAGCACGUACCUUUUACUGGGAAAUGUGUCUCUUGCGGACACCAUCGUUGGGAUGUCUCUCAUUUUCGGAGUGACAGUGGAUAACUCUGUGAGUUCCAACCCCCUGUGUAUCUUUCAAAUAGGUAUGUUGGUAUGUCCUGCUAUGGUGUCCAUCUUCAGCGUCGGCCUGAUCGCCGUGGACCGCUACAUCUACAUUCUCCAUGGCCUCUACUACCAGAGGUGGUUCAACACCACGCGUGUCAGAAUCGGGAUCCUCUGCAUCUGGCUAGUCAGUAUAACGCUUGGAUUCCUGCCAGCCACAGGAUGGACUAACACAGAGCUGAUGCUCACGCGAUGCUACUACGUAGCCCUCUUUCCUGGCAGCCUUAUACUUAUCAACUCCUUCCUCAGUAUAGUCCCAAUCACAGCUGUUGUCAUCCUCUACUCCAUUAUCUUAGUACGUGCCCUAAAAACAGUGAGAGAAGUAAAAGCAGGAACUAAGCACAUCAAUGAAAAUGCCAAAUCUCAUGACAAUUCUAAAUUAAGAAUUUCCCGCGGGACCAACAAAAAAGCAAACCCUCAAAACCUUUUGCCUGCCACACCAAAGUGCAGAUUGUUUAAAAGUGCAUCCUUCAAUGUUAAUUACGUAAACGAAGGAGGUAAAGUAAAGCCAGCAAUAUCCAUAAAAUCUAAAAGCAACCAUGACCUCAAUGUUAAUCAAACAAUGACAAACGGUUUAAGAAAUAUUAACAGCCAGUGUAAGUCCACAAGCCAUUCCAUGUUUAGUAUUUGCACUAUAGAAUCCCAAGUUUCCAAUCCGAACCUCUUAAUGCCAGAUGGUAAACCGACUAGAUUUCAGAAGCAGGUCAAAAAAGUUUGUAACGUGACUGCGAUUUGUCGUAAGCCAAAGGAACCGAAAGAGCCUAAUAAAUGGAGAGCGAUCACCAUUGUGCUGUUGACUUCUGGGAGUUUUAUGAUAACUUGGAUGCCGUUCUUUAUCACUGUGACAGUUUUUGUCUUCUGUGAGGACAAAUUGACGAAUCCAAGUUGCAGGCAUAUGAGAACGUUGCUCGGUGGUCCUUUAGCUGCUUUGGCCUUUUUGAACAGUUUGUUAAAUCCCGUUAUAUACACGUGCUGGCAUAAAGGCUUCCAGAAGUCUGUCAGGACUAUCUACAGAAAGUUUUUUCAGAAAUAUAUAUGUAAGAACGAGAGUUGACAAUUCAUAAAUAAUAUAUCAUUAUUUUAUGAUUUAAAACUGAUAUCCAUGUCAAGAUGCUCUCUGUAGAUAUUUG